Messenger RNA from Aplysia californica (California sea hare), 5144 nucleotides. RefSeq names its product putative homeodomain transcription factor. The record is from RefSeq and is a predicted model, not a curated record. Gene Ontology annotation, cellular component: endoplasmic reticulum. NCBI's taxonomy places the organism in Eukaryota, Metazoa, Mollusca, Gastropoda, Aplysiida, Aplysiidae.
AAAAGCUCUGUCGACGCUGAUUAUGAUUGAAGUCGGAAAUAAGAAUUACAGCAGUGAACAGGGUCCACAAACACUCACUGUUGACAAGGGGAGUUGUUGCUGACCUUACACUCGAAACUUUAGGCUUGUCGAACUGAUCAGACGAAGUAACAUUGUGGUAGCGGUCAUGUAAAAAGGGAGCUGGCCGUCGUUCUGUACUCUGUUACGUCACUCGGAGGUGUCGUCAUCGUCCACUGACGUCACAGACAGAAGGGAAGCGGGCAAGAGGAACCGGUGCCGAUACCUGUGGCCGUGUGUUGCUGUGCCUGUCACCCUCCAACCGCCCUCCUGCCUGGUUUAAAGGGCGUAACCCCCGACUGCUGUGCCCCUGUGCGUGUGCGUGUGUGUGUUUGUGGGUGGGUGCAAGCUGUAACAGAAAAACCAAGAAGACUGGUCGAAUAUUGGAUUCGCUGGAUUCGUUUUGUGUGUGGGGGUGUUGGUUUUUGGUUUUAUUUCGCCGCCGCUGAACUGACGAACUGAUUCUUUCGUUUGGGUUCGGCCUGUGUGUGUGUGUUUUUAUCAUUUCCCUUCGGAAGAACGGACAAGGCUAGUCUCAUUCAUUCGUUUGGAUUCGCUGUGUGUGUGUGUGUGUGUUUUUAUCGUCGGCUCCUGCUCGUUGGAGGAAGAAAUUCUGUCGCUGUUUCUCCUCCGGUGAAUUUUUUGUUGUUCAUUCCGGAGUCGUGAGUCGACCAUCCUCCCAAAGGUCAGGGGUCAAGGGCGGAGGAACGUGGCUGACCUCCAGUGUUAGGGUCAGCGAGGGAUGGACACGGUCCACGAUGCCAUAGCUUGGUAUCAGAAAAAGAUUGGAUCUUACGACAAACAGUUGUGGGAACAGUCUGUCGAGAAAAAGCUUCAGAAUGCUCCCUACUUGCACAACGCCCCAAGGAAGAGCGUGCGUCUCAAGACAGAGUACAUUGAUGUGGAUCUUAUCAGGGGUGGGUGCACCAGACGUCGUGGCGCAUGUACUUCCUGUUGCUGGGCCUGUACAUACUGCAGGUGGUCACCAUCACCGUCUACGUCCGCAACGUUGACCACAGCAUUUUAGAAGAUGAGCUGUCAUUCACCGAGGUCAUCCUGCCCACCAUCCUUAUGUUCCUGCUGUGUCUCAUCCACUCCCAGACAGUCCUGGCUCACAUCACCCACAAACCGCCCAAAAGGUCAAAGGGCAUCUCAGGAGUGUUACGAAAGCCCAAAGCCAAGAAAACGACCCGCAAAGGUCACAGGUCAUCGGGCAACAACAGCUCAGCAUGCCCUGAUGACAGCGCAGUGGACAGCGGCAUCCGGCCCAAACAGCACGUGCCCAGCCCGCUGUCUGUGCCGAACGCGACGUCGUCCACAGAGCCUCCCCACACCCCUACGAAGGCGACAUCCAAUGGUUUAACGCAGAGUGUUGAUCGUCGUGGAAACACCUCUCUAUCUACCGAUCGUCAUGGAAACACCUCUCUUUCCCCCAAUCGUCAUGGAAACACCUCUCUUGCCACCACCACCACUUCGUCCUCGGAUGGUUUGACGCAAAAAGCCUCUCACGGUUCACCGUACAAACACGGCAAAGGGGAGGUGACUUCCUCAUCAGAUGGCCUGACGCAGCGUGUGCCUGUUGAAUCUGGGAAGUGGUCGUCUUCGUCGUCAGAGAAAAGUGCCCCUCUGUUGACAUCGGAAAGGCAUAGCGAUGUUAUGCUACGAUCGAGUAAGGCUGAUGGGGAAGGUGGAAGGAGUAUUCCACCUUCUCAGCCCAACGGGCAAAAGUGUUGCCCCGAGAAGGAUAAAGAUAAAUUUAGCGAAAACAGUCACACUCAUGGGAAUAUCGCAACGACUGGGAGCACGUGUACUGUUGUUGACGAUCCCGAUCAUAAAAGUAUCGCAGUUUCUUGCCAACAGACUCCCAAUACAUCCGUCGUGACGUGUUGCAACAAAAGUCUUUGUGUGACUUCUUCACAGUGUGCCAGUGGCCAUGAGUUCAAGUCUCAUGCGGUGCAGGUGUCGGACUGUAGCUACAACUUGCUCGACAACUUGCCAGAUAUGUUACGUGUGGAGAAAGUGUGCUGGGAGGAGGUCGGUGUGGACGAAAAAUGUCGUCCAGAGAAGCCACACGCCUGUGUUCAACACGGAGAGGAGAGGGGCGACACACCUCCCGUGUCGGGAGAGUGGGAGGAUUCGGGUUGUGAUGCGGAGAGCGACGUAAAUCGUCUAGAGUCGUCUAUGUCCCCCGAGGAUGGAGUUGUCGAAGCAACAAACAGGGUGGACAGAGCAACAUCUGUCGAUUCCUACUCUGGCUCUUCCGAUUUUGAAAUUUUAGAUCACCACCAAGUGCUCUUGUCUCAAUCAGCGCAAUUGCCUGCAGGAAUUGACUGCUCUUCUGUCGUCUCGUCUGUGUUGUCUCAGAACAUGCAGUGUGAGGAUAACAGCCAGCUUGUCGAACUCUCUCACAUCGCAAGGGGCACAUCUUGUGGUGAGCAGGUUUGUAAUGACAAUGUGCGCGACGUGAGUUGCCAUGUUUUAAGUGCAGCUGCUGUCGCACAAGAGGAGAAGAAAACUGGCAACGUUCGUUGUGCGUCACAGGCCACACAGACACCACCACAUUCUCACACCGACCAGCAGCAUUCCCUGUCCUCAGUCCCUCCUCCCCUCCCACAACCAUCAGUCCUUUCUCAGAGUUGUGAUUAUGAUAGUUCCCUCUGUGCGUCAGCUGGGGUUCAGCACAGCCUGAAGCACCUGUCUGCCAUAGCCCCUAGUUCAUCUGCAAAGACGUCAAAUGCUCACUGUCAAACAACACAGACUUGCGCAGUCUCUGACAUGGACCACAACGCAUCCCUCUCCUCACUCACAAAUCACACUCACCCCAGCCCUGACCACCCUGCCUCGCAUCACGGCCCACCCACCAUACCUCACAUCCUAAUCCGAGAACCGAGCCAACAAGGAGGCAUCGGCGCAGCGGGGACAGCCGGCGCGAGAAACUUGUCUGAGUCAUCACAGCAGCUUCAGUGCUUCUCCGAUCUCUUUGUCCAAGAAAUCCUCAAUGAACAGACGCUUCGACAGAUGAGCUGCAGCUCCCUCCUGGUGCACUCAGACCUAGAGAACUCGUCUUCAUCCAUCAGUCAUCUCUCUACGGCCUCUGCCUCCUCAUCUACCUCCGCCUCCUCUUCCUCAGGAAGACACCCGCCUAGUGUUCGAGCCCUCCCAACUCCACCAAGCUCCCAACCCGAGCGCGGCGAUGAAAUGGCCGCUGUACGAGGAUCACGACUGUCUGGAAGACAGCAAGUGAUCUCUCCGCUCACCAGCGCCAAGACAUUUCCAGAAGAAGACGCCAACGCACUAGACGAGAGUUUGGAUCAGAUUAACGCAUCAGAUGGAGAAAGGCCGUCCGACGUCUCCAACUACAACCCGUCGGAUUCUGACCCGGAUUCGGAUGACCCGGCUCAUGAGGAUUUGCGGAAUCGCUGCGAGGAGAAGAGGAAGAGGCUCCGAUUUCAGGAGUCGCUUAUCUCGAGUCCUCCUUCUACUGGUACCAGCAAACUGAGCUCUUCCAAACCCAGUGGCAGCUCAGCUCCUGCUACCAGUAUUCUCACUCGCAAACCGUCGCCGCUCAAAGAGUUUGUCAACGCCAGGAAGUCAGCGGGGAUUGUCGCCGCUGUACACUCAUCAGGCAGCGACCAGGACCCGGCUGCGGACACCCGUAGCUCCCUUCGCCGUCGAAGACGCACGUCUGGCACACCGGUCGACGCCACAGGGGAGGCAAACAGCCGCUCCUCGAGGCCCAUCUCUCUCGGCCUGCGGUCCCAGGGCGCCAAGAGCAAGCACCUCAGCUCCUCGGACAACGAAACGGGCGGAGCACAGACUCCAGAGGGGUCAAACAAGGCGACAAUGAGCUCAGAGGAGUGGGAAGACCGCAUGCACUCUGACGAGACCACGUCCUCGGCCUAUUCCAGCAGCUGCGGCAACAGCGACGCAGACUCAGAGGAGAGGGGAGAGGAGGAGGAACGGAAUGAGUACACCACCAGCACGCUACACGUCAUCAACCUCCUGCACCCGCAAGGUGGUUCCCCUACCAGUUCUGGAUCUGUCAGUCAACCUGAUAAAGUGUCUUGUGUGAUCUGGGAGGGCAAUGAGUGCAAGAAGGUGGACCUAACGGCGCUGGACAUUGGCUGGGCCAUCAUCGACAAGGUGGACAGCCUGCCCGAGUCCUCCGACUACUUCCUCAUUGGCCUGCUCUUCUCCUUCAUCAUGGGGCUGGUGCCUCUGGUGUUCCGGGCGUUCAGCAGCAAAGACCUGACCAACUGGGAGGAACUGCUCACCUGGCCAGGGCUGCUGCUUAAAGUGUCCACUCUGUCCACCAUCUACUCCUGGAGACAAAACGUGGUCAUGAUCAACGGACUCCUGCAGAGAUUUGUUCUCAGUCUCAUUUUCUUCUUCCUGCUCACGGUGGCCGACAGAACCUUCAAGCAGCGGCUGUUGUAUGCCAAACACUUCAGCUACCUGACCUCCUCACGAAGGGCGCGGAAGUUUACCAUGCCACAUUUCCGACUCAACAAAGUGCGCAACAUCAAGAUCUGGUUGUCUUUGCGUUCCUAUCUCAAGCGUCGCGGCCCCCAGAGAUCGGUGGACGUGAUUGUAUCUGCCUGCUUCCUGUGUGCCAUCUCCACCGUUUGUCUCAUCUCUCUGCAGAUGCUGAAAGAGUCGGACAGCUACCUGGACUACCUGUGUAACUGGGAGCUGAUGGUCUGGUGCAUCGCUCUGGCCGUGUUCCUCAUGCGCUUCAUGACCAUCGGGCUCAAGAUCAACAAGAAGUAUCGCAACUUGUCCGUGCUCAUCACGGAGCAGAUCAACUUGUACCUUCAGAUGGAGCAGAAGCCACACAAGAAGGAAGAGCUGAUCCUGGCCAACAAUGUGCUCAGGCUAGCCGAGGAUCUGCUCAAGGAGCUGGAGAGUCCAUUCAAGAUCUCUGGCUUCUCCGCCAACCCUCUGAUCUACAACAUCAUGCGAGUGGUCGUGUUGUCAGCGUUCUCCGCCGUGCUCACCGAGGUGCUGGGGUUCAAACUCAAGUUACACAAGAUCAAGCUUAAAGGGUGAAUGCUCCCUGCCCUGCCACUGAGGGGGGGGUGGGGGGG